GUUUGGACAGGAUGAAUUUGAUGGUCAGAUGUCCAAGUUACUACACCUCCGACAGACAGGUACAGUUGCAGAAUAUAGGCUGGCAUUUGAAGAGUGUAUGUAUCACUUGAUCUCAGUCGAUGACAGUCUCAGCGCUCGUUGGUUUGUGUCCCAGUUUGUUUUUGGCCUUCGUGAUGACAUUCGUUGUGCGGUUCGUUUACAAGCACCAACUAGCAUCACCCGUGCUGCAGCUCUUGCUCGCAUACAAGAAGAGGAAUCUGAACAUCAUAGACCCAAGGCACGACCGGCUGUUCCGACAAAACACCCACCAACAACAGUGAAUGACAAUACAACUCAGCGUGUGGAGUGGCCCAAGAAGCAGGGCGCUGAUGAUUUCAACAGAGAACGUCAGUUGCGCGAUUUUCGCCGCGCUAACAAUCUCUGUUUCAAAUGUGGUGACAAAUACUCUAAAGAGCAUCAGUGCAAGCGCUCCGGACAGUUACUGACCAUCGAAGUUGGUGAAUUUGGCGAGGUGUUGUCUGAUGAGGCAGUGUUAGCAUUGGAGUUAUUAACUGAAGUCACAAAUGGAAUGGAAACUGCAGCGUGUUGUCAUAUUUCUAUGGCUGCUUUGGCCGGCACAACUUCUCCAGAGACACUUCAACUCAGAGCUUUAGUGGGCAAUCAAGUGAUGAUUCUUCUUGUUGAUUCUGGCAGUACUAGCACAUUUGUCACCAAGUCUUUUGCUCUGAGAGCUGGUUGUUCCAUUUCCUCUGCGCCAGCAGUUCCGGUUAAACUUGCGAAUGGACAGAUGCUUGUUUCUGAUGAACAGGUUAAAGGAUUACAAUGGUGGACUCAAGGUCAUACCUUCAACACAGAUAUGCGCAUAUUGGAUCUGGGCGCUUAUGACGCGGUACUGGGAAUGGACUGGCUGAAAAGUUGUGGCAAAAUGACUUGUGAAUGGACAGAGAAAACUCUAGAAUUCCAACAUGGUGGCAAGCAAAUUCUAUUGCAAGGAAUACCGGAGAAAUCCCAAACUGCUGUGACGGAAUUAUCAGCGGAGCAACUUCAGAAAUGGAUGAUAGGCAACGAGGUGUGGGCUAUGGCUGUCUUGGAUCCAGUGUCAGUACUUGAUGCAGAUGCUAGAGUUACAGUGGCACCUGAUCUGCAGUCAAUACUCACAGAGUACUCUGAUAUCUUUUCUGAACCCAAUUCUCUACCACCUCAAAGAGCUUUGGAUCAUGCAAUAACUUUGGAAGCGAAUGCAAGGCCGAUCAAUAAUCGUCCUUAUCGUUACUCGCCUUUGCAAAAGGACGAGAUCGAAAGGCAAGUUCAAGAGAUGUUAGCUGCAGGUCUGAUUACACCAAAUAUGAGUCCGUUUGCUUCUCCCAUUCUCUUGGUCAAGAAAAAGGACGGAACAUGGCGUUUUUGCAUUGAUUAUCGAUGUCUUAAUGAGCUUACAAUCAAGAACAAGUUUCCUCUUCCAGUAAUAGACGAGUUACUUGAUGAACUUGCAGGCACAAAAUUUUUCUCCAAACUUGACCUGCGUGCCGGUUACCAUCAGAUCCGGAUGAGGCCAGCUGACGAAGAGAAGACGGCUUUUAAAACGCAUCAUGGUCAUUUCCAGUUUAGAGUCAUGCCGUUUGGUCUCACAAAUGCCCCCGCAACGUUCCAGUGUAUCAUGAAUGAAGUGUUUGCUCCGUUUUUGAGGAAGUUUGUCAUUGUUUUUCUUGACGACAUCCUGAUUUACAGUCCAUCAUGGCAGGAACAUUUGAAACACAUUAAGAUGGUGCUAGAAAAGCUCAGAGAGACACAAUUUUAUGCAAAGUUAUCCAAAUGCAGCUUUGGACAGACGAGUAUACAAUAUUUGGGCCAUAUUUGUUGGGUCCAGCAGGAUCAACUAGCUCUAGUUUGAGCCACAAAAGAAUAAGAUCAGAAAUACCUUGGUCUGAAGAUGAUGCCAUGCCUCCUCUUGUUUAAUUGCUCACACCAGGAUGGAGCAAUUUGUGCUAGGUUCUUCCUAGUGCUUUAGUGCUAGCCUGAUCGGUGGCUUGUUCUUGAGAGAGGGUGUGUAAGAGAGAAGGCAGAG
This is a messenger RNA of Lolium perenne, 2065 nucleotides long. NCBI's taxonomy places the organism in Eukaryota, Viridiplantae, Streptophyta, Magnoliopsida, Poales, Poaceae. The record is from RefSeq and is a predicted model, not a curated record.